CCCUACCAAGCUGCCGUACUCUUUGUUCAAUUUUCUGGUUCCUUGGCCCACUCCUUUUUCCUACACUCCAGGUGAGGCCGGACCAACACCUGUAGUAGCUUCUGCCGACAACCUCUGUCUUAUCCACUCCUUCUUCUUCUUCUCGAGCAGACCAUAACCAUGGCAUCUGAAGACGACUUUAAUCCGGAUUCUUCCCGUCGUAAUUACCGCGCCCCAUAUACUGCUCAUCAUCCCAUUCCCACAAUCCAGAAGUACAAGGCCAAUCGAAGUGAAUUGGAGGGCCAACAGAAACAGGCAGAGGAAGCCCAGAAGGAAGAUGGUGAUGAUCCAAAUUACAAAAGAGCCUACCAUGCGGCCAAGGGCAUUCUAAAAGGCGAGGACCCGCCACAAUCAGGUCAUGAUCCGUACAAGGCCGACAACAGAAAUGUUGCAAAAGAACAAAAUGGCCGGAACGGGACAGGUGGCUAUGACCAGACCAUACGUCAAUCGCAGCAACUUCAGACGCAAGGUGGCGAUACUCCUCACAAGUCUGCAGACCAAGGCUCUGAAGCCACUCAUUCGGACAAGAGAAAGGGCAAAGACGAAAAGUCUGCAACGGAAAAGGCUGCAGGACAUUCUGAUCCUCGACAGAAGCGGAAGGACAUGAAGCAUAGAUCUCGCAAUGAUGGCGGCCGAGAAGUCACGGAUCCAGUCACCCAUCUCCCCAUUAUCAUUCGCGACUCGACUGUCAAAGACCUGAAAUCCGCCCCUGAGAACGAGCCCAGCCCUGGCUCGCUCCCAAGAACAAGCACCGGUCCGUCCGGGGCAUCCAAGUCUAACGACCAACUCGACAAGGAGAAAUCUGAGUUACAGCGCAGUCAUGAUGGAAUGCAUAGGCUGUUUCCACCGCCCGACUUCGAUGACCUAAAGGUUGAAUUGACCAAGACGUACCAACAGGCCUUGACCAUUGGCUUGGGAAGUGUGGUGCUUUUGGUGUCUGUGGCAUUGGUCGCUGUGCAAGUCUUGGGUUUAGAUUUUGGCGAGCAGAAAGGCAAAACCACAUCGCUUCUACACUCCACAGUCCCCGCCGUCGCAAUCUUGUCUUCAUCCGUUGGAAUUGGAUUCGCCGUCGUCUUUGCUCUUCGGAGUUGGCUGGGAAAGAAGGUUGAAGAAGUCUGGAAAGACGAGGUAUGGGAUGCCGCAAGAUCUGAAGAGAUCGAAACCAAUCGACAGGAAAACUUGGUACCCGAAUCUGUCUCCUGGUUGAACAAUCUUCUUGCGUCCGUGUGGCCCCUGAUCAAUCCGGACCUCUUCACCUCCAUGUGCGAUAUGCUUGAAGAUGUUAUGCAGGCUUCUCUUCCCAGGGUCAUUCGCAUGGUCAGUGUAGACGACCUAGGCCAGGGAAGUGAGUCAUUCCGAAUACUGGGUAUCAAUUGGUUGCCCACUGGGGCCGCUAGCAGAUCUGUCGAUGCAGAUGGGAAGCUGAGGGAUGCUGGCGAUGAAAGUGUUAAUGAUCGGACUGUCCAGGGUCAAGGGCAGGUCGAUAACGACGAUCAUACCGACGAAGCCACUAGCGACGUCCCCAGGGAGACCUCCCGAGAUAAUCGCAAACAACAGCAACAAGACCAAGAGCGACAAGCCAUUCGUGAGGGUAUGGAAGCCGAACAGGGCGACUUUGUCAAUCUAGAAUUGGCAUUUGCCUAUCGUGCUCGCUCCUCAGGAAAGUCCAUUCAAGCAAAGGCCAAAAAUGCGCAUUUGUAUCUCAAGUUCUACUUGCCUGGUGGCAUUGCCGUACCCAUAUGGGUCGAGUUGCGUGGCAUUAUUGGCACCAUGCGACUGCGCUUACAACUCACACCUGAUCCGCCAUUUUUUAGUCUGUGCACAUUGACGUUCAUGGGACAACCACAGGCAGAUCUGAGCUGCGUCCCUCUCUCACGGCAUGCGCUGAAUAUCAUGGACAUACCCUUGAUCAGCUCCUUUGUGCAGAGUAGCAUUGAUGCAGCCUUGGCUGAGUAUGUCGCGCCGAAGAGUCUGACCCUCGACUUGAAGGACAUGUUAAUCGGAGACGACUUCAAAAAGGAUUCAGUGGCCAGGGGUGUGGUUAUGAUCUACAUCAAGUCUGCUCGCGGCUUCAAAGAAGGGGAUGGUGGCAUUGGUCCCUUGAGAGGAGCGAGUGAUGCUUAUGUGACGGUCAGUUGGGGCAAAUUUGGCAAGCCAGUCUCCAGCACCAGAGUGAUUAUUGAUGAUCAAGAGCCAAGCUGGCAUGAAUGGAGUCACAUUCUCGUCACCCCGGAAGAAUUGAAUGCAGAUGAAAAGCUAAGACUCCAGCUGUGGGACUCGGACAAGUACACGGCCGAUGACGACUUGGGAAGAGUGGAGGUUGACCUUCGUGAGCUGAUGCACGGUCCCAAGACAAAGAACCGGAUGAACGACCGCGAAGAUCGAUUUGUGGGAGAGGAUCCCGACGAGAAGAUGCCAGGAUCUUUACAAUGGAGCGUGGGGUACUUUGAAAAGACGAGGAUCACCGACGCACAGCUCAAGUCACAGACAGAAGACCGCAACAUAAAGACCAUUCGAGAUUUGAAGAAGCGGGUCAGCGACUCAGCGGAACAUAAACUGCGAGAAGCGACCGCCCAAGAUGAAGGUCGAGAACUUAGGCAACAAAAGCAAGAAGAUUACAAGGAUCUUGAAGAUGCACUGAUCAUAUCCGCUCCGCCGCCGGACGAGUAUCGAUCUGGUAUCUUCAGCAUCCAAAUACAUAACAUCACCGGACUGGAGGUAGAACGUCUUCAAAAAAGGGACAAAGAUCACAAGCAGGGAGACCGAGAAGAUGAAGCAGAACAAUCGAAUGAUCUGCCCAGCAGCUAUGCUUCAAUCAUUCUGAACCAUCAGAAGAUCUACCGUACUCGGACCAAGCCCAAGAACGCCAAACCUUUUUUCAAUGCCGGCACUGAACGUUUCAUUGCGGAUUGGAAGACUGCAGAAGUAAUGAUUUCGGUUCGCGAUGAUCGCGAACGUGAGGACGAUGCUUUGCUUGGGAUGAUCUACCUCCCUUUACGCCGGGUCUUCGAAACACGAAGCCAAGUCAUGGAGAGCUAUCCGCUUGUUGGGGGCAUCGGCUAUGGUAGGGCAAGAGUCAGCAUGGUCUGGAGAAGCGUGGAUCUUCAACUUCCCAAGGAAUUGAUUGGCUGGAACUAUGGUACCCUCGAGGUUUUGUGUCCUGUCCAAGGGAAAAGCCUUGAUCAUGGAAAUAGCGGCGAGGAGAGCUUCACGCGCAAUCGUAUCAAGAUAUGGACGAACCUGAUGCGAGCGAAGAUGCAACCGGGAACCAACGACCAUCAAGACGAUAUGGUGCGAUGGCGGCCAAAGCAUGAUCGCAAGUCGGUCUUUCUUGCCGUACGUAAACGAUACGCGACUCCUCUCGUUGUGGAAUUCCGAAAAUCAACGGUUGGACCCGAUUCAACCACAGCCUUUGGUGUAUUUUGGUUGAAGGACAUUCCUGACGAGGAGGAAACCACUGUCACGGUAAAGGUAUGGCGGGGAGGCAAGAAGAACUUCCACCGGGCAACCACAAGCUAUGGAUACGAUGGAAUUGAUGAAGGAGAGCAAGCGUUGGGUGAGAUUGAAUUAAGGUUGAAAUUUUGGCGAGGUUUGAGCGGAUAUCACAAAAGCUAUGCCAACAAAGGCAAGAACGGGGACGUGAGGAAUGUGAUGGAAGUGUUAGACACGGCCAACGACGAGGGAAUGGUUGAUGACAGCAGCAGCGAUGAUUCGGAAGUGGAUUCUGACUCUGACUCUGACUCUGACUCGGAAGCCGAUGGCAACUCUCACUCACCAAACGAUCCCAAUUCGAGCCCAAAGCCUUCACGGACUGACCCGAAAUCACAUCACAAGAAGCUUCGGCAUCACACCAAUGACUCGUCUUCGGACUCGGACUCGGAUACUGCAACAGGCACGAAAAGCAAUCCUACCAAAGUAGCCAAAACGCCCGUGUCUAAGACCAAAGACGCCAUUUUCGCUCUCGUCGACACGGACGGGCGUAAUCCUUCCGAAGACGGAGAACGAGGAGUUCGAGGUCAAAUUAAGGAUUAUAAAGACCAUCACAGACAGCUGCACCGAAAGCAUCGGGGAAUUAUGCAGUGGCAGGGAGCGAGGACUUUGGACUGGAUGAGAGGCAAGGUGAAGCGAGGCACACAUGGUGUGAAGGAUAUAUUUGAACACGAUGACGACAACAAGGCUGGUGGUCUUGAGACGGAAUUUUGAGAUGGCUUUUGAAAGUAUAUAUAAUCAACAGUAUUUAAUAG
This is a messenger RNA of Exophiala mesophila, 4283 nucleotides long. RefSeq lists its product as uncharacterized. NCBI's taxonomy places the organism in Eukaryota, Fungi, Ascomycota, Eurotiomycetes, Chaetothyriales, Herpotrichiellaceae. The coding region runs from base 160 to 4242 and encodes 1360 amino acids. The record is from RefSeq and is a predicted model, not a curated record. Gene Ontology annotation, molecular function: lipid binding. The transcript has a single exon.